AUGGGCCUAGCGUUGUGCCAUGUGCUUCCGCGUGAUAUCGUGCUGCAGGGUGCCCUUCUCUUUCUUUUGGUAUCGUGCGUCCUUCAGGGUGUCGUGGUUGGAAACCACAGCAGCGAGACCGGUGCUGGCAGCGUCCACGCGCAAGAGCAGACGGCUGGCGUUGCAGGCGUGGUGUACGUCUCCUCUCACGCGACGUUAUACGCGGCGAAUGGCACGAAAGUGUGCGUCGCCGGGGAGAACGCGGAUCUCAUUACCGUGACAUGUGCGCGCUUUGUAGAGGAUUUUCACGCAGUCUCGGGGCUGCUCCUCUGCAGCUUCAUCGUGAGCCUGAUGGAGCUGUUGUUUAGUGCAUUCUGCCUAGUACCGCUGAGUAAGACGACCAGUCUUCUUAUUUUGGCAAUUCUGGUACAGCUUCUCAUUCCAACAAUGCUGCUUAGUGCUGCAAUCGGCAUGUUUUUCUCCCCGUGUGUGUACCACGCGCGAGACGUUGCGAGCAACAGCGUCUUUGGCGGGGCGGAGACGACAUUUAGUCGGGGACGCCUGGCAAACGUUGCGAUUGUAGCGGAGGCCUUCUUGAUUGCCGCCUUCCUCCUUGCGCUGUUCCGCUUUGUGAUGGCGGUUCUCUUCCGCCAGUCCGUGAAGCAGCGCGACAUCGGGCGGCGCGACAUUGGGCGGCUGAUGCAGCGCCAUCUCGUGAACGACGACUGGGAACGGCAAAAGAUGGUGCUACAGUCACACGCUCGAAGUGUGCAGCUAGAGAUGGUCAUCCGCGACAACAGCAUCACAGACGACAAUAGCAACAACAACACGGAGGAGGCGCAUGAAGGGAGGAGCGCCCCCCUCAGCAACACCAAUGCCUCAGUGCCAGUAAGCGGAAGCGGGGAGUUUGUGUUCCGCCCGUCGCGGGUGCCAUCUAUGAUUCUAGGCGACGCUUUGAGAGGCAUGGGGAGUCCGCAUGAGAAUACCGAGCCGUAUUCCACUGGGCGCCCGGCCCCAAGCUUUUGA
This is a messenger RNA of Trypanosoma grayi, 1005 nucleotides long. Its product is annotated as putative dihydroxyacetone phosphate acyltransferase. The record is from RefSeq and is a predicted model, not a curated record. The transcript has a single exon. NCBI's taxonomy places the organism in Eukaryota, Euglenozoa, Kinetoplastea, Trypanosomatida, Trypanosomatidae. The coding region runs from base 1 to 1005 and encodes 334 amino acids.